Molecule: messenger RNA, 3539 nt
Organism: Bombyx mandarina (wild silkworm)
Lineage: Eukaryota; Metazoa; Arthropoda; Insecta; Lepidoptera; Bombycidae
Gene: sgg
Product: glycogen synthase kinase 3 beta homolog shaggy
Biological process (GO): regulation of microtubule cytoskeleton organization; positive regulation of proteasomal ubiquitin-dependent protein catabolic process; negative regulation of canonical Wnt signaling pathway
Cellular component (GO): cytoplasm; nucleus; axon
Molecular function (GO): protein serine/threonine kinase activity; ATP binding
Source: RefSeq, a predicted model, not a curated record
CCGAAUCUAGCCGAAUGAACGAGCGAGUACAAGUCAAGCCCGAUGAAACUAAAAUCUGUAGUACACUUUCAAUGUAAAUUUUGAAAAAUUAUCAAAAUGAUACUGUAAUUCUGUAGUGGAACUAUUUUAUUUUGAUUUUUAAUCUCGUAGUAGUGGUAUUGUUUCAAAUAUUUCUUCAUUGAAUUCGUAUUUGACAACGUAGUGAGUUCAGUGCGAGUGCAAGGGUGGUAACGAGAAAUGUGAAAUAUCUAUGAAGUUCGGAUUUUUAGGCGGUUUAUUCUAUUUCAAUAAUGAGCGGACGCCCUAGGACCACGUCAUUCGCCGAGGGCAGCAAAUCCGUUCGAAAGACUUUCGACAAUCAACCUCCAAAACCACCUCUCGGAGGCGUAAAAAUUAGCAGCAAGGACGGCUCAAAGGUGACGACUGUGGUAGCGACGCCGGGGCAGGGCCCUGACCGGCCUCAGGAAGUGAGCUAUGCUGACAUGAAAUUGAUCGGCAACGGCAGCUUCGGCGUCGUCUAUCAAGCCAAACUAUGUGACACCGGCGAGCUCAUUGCCAUCAAGAAGGUGCUCCAGGACAAGAGGUUUAAGAACCGAGAACUUCAAAUCAUGCGACGGCUGGAGCAUUGCAACAUUGUGAAACUGAAGUAUUUCUUUUAUUCCAGUGGCGAAAAGAAAGACGAAGUGUACCUGAAUUUGGUGCUGGAGUAUAUACCCGAGACCGUGUACAAAGUGGCGCGUCAUUACUCCAAAGACGAACAAACCAUACCCAUUAGUUUUAUAAAGCUGUACAUGUACCAGCUGUUCAGAAGUCUGGCGUACAUUCAUUCUUUGGGCAUCUGUCACCGAGAUAUCAAGCCGCAGAACCUACUCCUUGACCCCAAGACUGGAGUGUUGAAGCUGUGCGACUUUGGCUCGGCGAAGCACCUCGUUCGCGGAGAACCAAACGUUUCCUACAUAUGUUCGCGUUAUUACCGCGCUCCGGAGCUCAUCUUUGGCGCCACCGACUACACCACGAAAAUUGACGUGUGGAGCGCGGGAUGCGUUGUCGCUGAGCUGUUGUUGGGUCAACCGAUAUUCCCAGGAGAUUCCGGGGUUGACCAAUUGGUUGAAAUUAUCAAGGUUUUAGGGACACCGACAAGAGAACAAAUCCGAGAGAUGAAUCCAAAUUAUACAGAAUUUAAGUUUCCACAAAUCAAGAGUCACCCUUGGGCGAAGAUGCCCGUGAACCGCCAGGUGUUCCGCGCGUGCACGCCCCCGGACGCCAUCUCGCUGGUGUCGCGGCUGCUGGAGUACACGCCGGGCGCGCGCCUGUCGCCGCUGCAGGCCUGCGUGCACAGCUUCUUCGACGAGCUGCGCGAGCCCACCGCCCGCCUGCCCAACGGCCGCCCGCUGCCGCCGCUCUUCAACUUCACCGAGUACGAGCUCGGCAUCCAGCCCUCGCUCAACGAGUUCCUGAAGCCGCGCAGCGCCGCGCAGUCCGAGCCGGCCGCCGCCUCCUCUGCGCCCGACCACGACGCGCCAGGCGAGGCGGCAUCGGGCGGCGCGACGGCCGACGCUUCCUAGACCCGCGCUCCCCGAGACGACCUAGCGUACUUGAUAGAGCUUGAGCCGCCCCGGUCGGCGGGAAACGAAAAUCCGCCGUAGAUUCUGACCCGCGAUGUGAUCACUUUGUACUUUUGUAAGCUCCGAUCGUCUCCUCGUGUACAUACCUCGAACGCCGAGUCUGAGGCCGUCCGUCCGACGAUGGACGGAUUGCUCGAUUCCGUUUUUAUUAGUGACGUCGUCCGUGUUGUCCGUUCGCCCUAUGAGAUAAUUUCGCUUUUAUCCGUAGCGGUCGCAGUUAGCGACCACGCUUGGGCCGUGUUGUUGUAGGGAAGACAUUAUUCAGUAGUGCAUUAGUGUAUUUAUUGUUGGGAGUCGUAUCGCUAACUCGACAUAUACAUAGAGCUGAAUUCGACUAAGCAAAUUAAAUGUUUUGUUGCAAACAUAGAAAGCAUACUUUGUAAAUUUUUAUAACUAGCAUAAACUGAUCUCUCAAUAUAAUUUUAUUGAUUUCUCAGAAUAUAAUGUAUUUGUGUAAAAUAUUUCAAGGAAUAUAAAUUUUAGAUGUAUUUCACAAAUAAUAGAUGUUUCAUUUCCCGGCAGUUUCUGUGUUAGAUAUGUUUUGCUGUGUAUUCGUUUAUCCAGAGGAUAGUUGUAAUGUACCUACAUAAUGUGCCGUGUAACCUAAUGUCACGACAUAGUUUUUCAAUAAUAUUGUAUUCUAUAUUCAAUAAAUGAUAUUUCUAUAAUAUAUAAUAAAUUUGUCAUUGCGAACGCUAUUGUUAUUAGUAGUCAUUUAUUAAGAGGACGGUUAUAGUAAUGCUAAAUUUCAUUGUCAUAGUGUUUAAGUAUUUGAAUAAUUUCGGUUUGCACUUCAUUUUUGCUUACUAUUACAUUUUAGGUCCUGGUAAAAAUUUCUUAGCGUAGACUAACAAAAACUUACUCACCCUGUAGAAGUAGCCUAUUCGUGAAAUGUCGAUUGCUUGUUGCACAUUUUGUGGAACCAAAGUAGUUGAAAUAUUUACACAUCUCAGAGCUUUAAACAUAAAAAAAAACAACAAUCAGCAGCUCGCAUAAUUUAACAAUAAACGUUUGAAGUUAUAAAAGUUUAAUACUAUGUGACGUCAUCAACUAACGAAGUAGUGUGGGCAAAAAACAAUUGUCUUGUGUAAUGAAAAUUGUACAUUACAUUCGCGAUAUGUAUGAGCGAUCAAUUGACAAAUUUUAUUUUUGGUAUCUGACGGAAAUCGCCAGUGUCCGACCGUAGUGCGACAUACACAUGCGUGUAUUCAUGCAUACUAUGAAUGUACCUUCGUACUGCUAAUUAUAAAUUAUUGUAUGUUAGGAGAGCGCUCGGCGCAUCGAUUUCAAAUCACACAUAGUGAAGCUUAGUUUCUCAUCGUUUAGGCUUAUCGGUUUUCAGAAACACGUUUACGAUUUGUGUAAAUAUAAUAUUAUAUUAUAAUUAUGUUAACGGAGCACCAUCGGAGUGACGCGCCGCGCCACGGCGACGUCUCGGCGCCACUGAGGCUCGGCGCGUCACCGGUGCCCCGCAGCGGACUCAGUAAGAGACACGGUAGUUUAGAUAUGCAUAUUUUAUUAAGUCUUAUCUUGUAUGAAUUUUGUAAUCGACGUUGCUUCUAAAGAUCAUUUUGUGUAAAAAAAAUUAUAAAACAUACUAGUGACCUGAAUGUUCGAAGCGAUAUUUGAACGUCUUUUAUCCCACUGAAUUCUCACUUUCACGAUUUGCGUGCACAUUUAAUUACAUGAGAAUUUCGUAUAUACAUAGUUGGAAAAUGGAGUUAUGAUGACUUAUAAUAAAUUAUUUAAAGUAAAGUUUUCUUAUUACUAUUACUGUAAUAUUAAAUUUAAUAGUGAGUGAAAUUUGUAUUUUGUUUUAAUAUUUGUUUUACUGAAUUUGAAUACGUCGUAACACCCAUAUCGUUGUUAGUUAUGAAUGAAAAUAACAUAAUUAUAAAGUAAAUAUUAAAUGAA